Molecule: messenger RNA, 1120 nt
Organism: Trichoplusia ni (cabbage looper)
Lineage: Eukaryota; Metazoa; Arthropoda; Insecta; Lepidoptera; Noctuidae
Exons: 4
Coding region: 599-967 (122 amino acids)
Source: RefSeq, a predicted model, not a curated record
UAUAGAUUAAUUACACCCAGACACCAGAACAAAUGAUCAUGCUCAUCACACAAGAUUUGUCCUGUGCGGGAAUCUAGCCCACGACCUCCGGUAUAGCAGUCAGGUUCACUAACCACUAGACCUACAGGCCCGUAAAUUAAAAUGUUAGGGACCUUUAUACUUGUGGAAAUGGCUCAAGCUGGACUUUUCCUAGCAUCAUCAAGACUAAAUCAUUAAACAGUAUACUAUAUUUUUAUAAUGAUUAUUGCAGUGUUUAUGAUCGAUUCUUUCUCGAAAAAAAACCACUCGUAGACUUCAACAAUAUAUCUUAAUCUUUCUAUGGUAAAAACUAGGUAUAUCUAUUAAAUCUCAGCUUUAAAUCUAAACCAUCCAAAUUAGAAAAUAAUUUCCCGAAAAUUUUAAACCAGCCCACAGUAAUACCCAUUUCAUUUUACAAUCUACAUAAAAAGCCAAAAAAAUCUUGCCUAACAUAAUUCAAAAGGAAAUUAGACCAGGUGUAUCCAUACCUUCCUAGCUCUGCCUUCAGACAAUAUAAGUUCUAAGUGGGGCCUCUACAGUUUUUUUGUCAUUACUCAAGUGGACUGCCGUAGUUUCAGUCAUGGCGUUUUUAUUUGUGACUUCGUUCUAUCUGCUUUUACUUCUCUUUCAUUCACAUUGCCAUUCUAUAGAGAGACCUGAAGGUACCUUAAGUUGGAAUUACUAUCCUGUGACUUUAAUUGAAAACCUUGGAACAAAAACAGGCGUUUCUACUUUCAGCGAAGUAUGCAAGAAACUAAAUCAAGCUCGCAGUCAAAAGAUAAUAUGCCUACUAUGCAAAGGCUUCGACCCUUCUUGCUUCGUACCACCAACAUCUACAACGUCUACAGCAUACACUAUUACUAUACCUACUACGACUCCUGUUUCGCCGUCUACGACUCCAGUGGCUACGACGUCCUCUACUGCUGCUACGCCACCAGCUGAAGAAUAAUACAAUAUGGAAUCUUGAACACUGUAUUUGGUAAUAAUGGAAAUAAUUCACAAAGUAAUUUGCUGCAAAGUAUGUGUGUUUAUAAUUUUAUUAAACCAUAUUUUUUUCUGUCUCGUGGUUUCUCUUAAUGUGUCUUUAUUUACUACUAGUACU